Molecule: messenger RNA, 1447 nt
Organism: Pelodiscus sinensis (Chinese soft-shelled turtle)
Lineage: Eukaryota; Metazoa; Chordata; Testudines; Trionychidae
Biological process (GO): regulation of transcription by RNA polymerase II
Molecular function (GO): DNA-binding transcription factor activity, RNA polymerase II-specific; RNA polymerase II cis-regulatory region sequence-specific DNA binding
Source: RefSeq, a predicted model, not a curated record
UCCCAGCGCCAUGGGUCCCCAAGCGGCGGACGCUUCCUUUCCUGUGAAAACAGCCCCCUCCACUGACGCGCUCAGGGCAUGGGCCGCGGCAGCAGCGCCCGGGGCAGAGCCACAGCAGAGCAAUAGCGCCCGGGGCGGGGGCAGAGGACAGCGCAGAAACCAGGAGCUGCUCAGCACAAGGGGGUUGACGCCUGAACUGUGGCUGGAAAGGGAUCGCGCCGUGAUCGCGAUGAACGCUCCCAGUGUCCAUGCGUGCCAGCAGGUGAAAAUGAGUGAAAAUGAGGAGGAGAAUCCACAGCAGAAGAGUCUUCAGACAGAGGAGUCAAAGUUAGCAUUGUCAGAAACAUCCAGCAGGAAAGGUUCCCAGACCUCUGACUGGACAGAUGACGGUGAGGAUGAGUGGGAGAUAGAAAAUCAGGAGAGAAACCCCCAUCCAGGAAAGAAAUGGAUUGAAUCUUCUCCCCAAGGGAGGUGUUUCAGGAAACUCAAAAACAUCAUUGCCCAGCGGAGGCCUAUUACUGGAGAAAAACUUCAUAAAUGUCCCGACUGUGGGAAGAGCUUUAGCCGGAGGUCAAAUCUGAUUCAGCACCAAAGGACUCACACAGGCCAGAGACCUUACGAAUGCCCCGAGUGUGGGAAAACCUUCAGUCUGCGCUCAACACUUACCAGACAUCAGCGAACCCACCUGCAGGAGAAGCCCUAUAAAUGCAUUGAGUGUGGGAAGAGCUUUCGCCAGAGUUCUGACCUGAUCGCUCACCAGCGGGUGCACACAGGAGAGACGCCGUUCCAGUGUGCUGUGUGUGGGAAGCGCUUUGGGCGGAGCUCCAAUCUGAGCCAGCACCAGACCACGCACCUGGGAGAGAGACCCUAUCAAUGUGCUGACUGCCUGAAGAGCUUCCGGAGCAGUUCGGCCCUGGUGCAGCAUCAGAGGAGCCACAUGGGGGAGAAACCCUACCAGUGCUCUGAAUGCAGGAGCCGCUUUCUGCAGAGCUCGGACCUGAUCAAACACCAGAGGAUCCACACUGGGGAGAGGCCCUACCAGUGCCCCACUUGUGGGAAAUGCUUCAGCCAGAGCUCCUCACUCAGUGAGCACCAGAGGACCCACACUGGAGAGAGGCCCUACCGUUGCACCGAGUGCGGGAAACGUUUCUGCCAGAGCUCCACGCUUAUCCAGCACCAGAGGAUCCACACGGGGGAGAAGCCCUACAAAUGCACUGAGUGCGGGAAGAGCUUCUGCCGGAGCUCCAACCUGAAUCAGCACCUGACAAUCCACAUGGUAAAGGAACCUCAUCGGUGCGCUAACUUUGGAAGGGGUUUCAGUCCGCUCACUAACCUUACUGUACACCAGAGAAUCCACUCUGGACAGACUCCCUAAGACAGUGUUUCUUAAAUUUUUUUAAGACCGAGUAACACCAAACAAUUUUUUUAUAAGUAACACCAAGGGUUU